Molecule: messenger RNA, 773 nt
Organism: Drosophila santomea
Lineage: Eukaryota; Metazoa; Arthropoda; Insecta; Diptera; Drosophilidae
Product: glutathione S-transferase 1-like
Exons: 1
Coding region: 34-702 (222 amino acids)
Biological process (GO): glutathione metabolic process
Molecular function (GO): glutathione transferase activity
Source: RefSeq, a predicted model, not a curated record
CGUUUAGUAACAGAAGACACCUCCCAGCGCAAGAUGCCCAAGUUGAUCCUUUACGGCCUGGAAGCGAGUCCGCCAGUUCGUGCGGCCAAAUUGACUUUGGCUGCCCUGGAUGUUCCCUACGAAUACGUGGUGGUAAACACUCUGGCCAAGGAGAACCUCUCCGAGGAGUUCCUGAAGAAGAAUCCCCAGCACACGGUGCCCACUUUGGAGGACGAUGGACAUUUCAUUUGGGACUCGCAUGCCAUCAUCGCCUAUCUGGUGUCCAAAUACGGCAAAACAGACAGUCUCUAUCCGAAGGAUCUUCUUCAGCGUGCUGUGGUGGAUCAGCGAUUGCAUUUCGAGUCUGGGGUGAUCUUCGCCAACGCACUGAGGAGCAUUACCAAGCCACUUUUUGCUGGUCGGACCACGAUUCCCACGGAGCGUUACGAUGCGAUUAUUGAUGUCUACGACUUUCUGGAGACCUUCCUUGCUGGAAAUGACUACGUCGCCGGCAAUCAGCUGACGAUUGCGGACUUCAGUAUCAUCUCCACUGUGUCCUCGCUGGUGGCCUUUGUGGAGGUGGACACGGCCAAAUACCCACGGAUUACUGCCUGGAUCAAGAGACUGCAACAGCUUCCCUACUACGAGGAGGCCAACGGCAAUGGAGCUCGUGCAUUUGGGUCCAUUAUUAAGCAGAAAAACUUCACCUUCGCAUCAAAGUAAAUUACUUAUGCACAUAAAUAUAUCACAAGUAUUUCUUAAAGAAUAAUAAGUAAAUAAACAAAUUUAAAAUA